GUACAGUGGUGGUCUGACUUGAGAGCGCUGGGCUAUGGGAGGCAAUGGAAGAAGAGGCUAGUCGCAUCCCGAUUUCACUCAUUUUGACAUUAUUACGAGGAAUCUAAAUGCAAGAAGACGAAAACGAGUUGUGAGUCCCAAACUUGACCGGACAAUGGAAGUCGCUCUCUGCAGCAGUUCCAACUCACCCCUGGGAGUCAACUACGGAGACACAGCGAGUACCUGCAGAAAAACAUCAGUCAGCACCGCCGGGGUACCUACAACUACGCGUGGCUUGAAAGCAACACCUCUGUUUUUGGGAUGCAUAUAAGAGAAAGCGUGAAGAAAAAAACACUGACUACGUAUGUAUAUAUUUCGUGUAACAACUGUGGAAUUCCGCUACUGAUCUAAAAGUAAGGGGUAUACAACCACGUAGUUAAACAUCUCCCGAGAUUGUGACAUUCAUUAAGACACAGAGCACAUACAUUGCCACAUUUAUUACUGAAGGAGGCAUGUUGAAAUUCACAAAUUCCCCUUGUAACAAAAUCCUAAUUGCCGCAAUGGAUCGCAUAGAAUAAACGUCGGAAAUAUCUGUGAUAUCGUAGCCUAACGUGCUGUACCCUCAAAGCAACAAUAACCUGGGCUGAGUGAAAUUCCGCAAACCGCGUUUGCCGCUGUCCGUGGUCCUGAGAAAGUGCUAAUUAUUUGGGUUAUCCGAAUCAAUAACGGCGGUCUAAGGAAGAGGGUUUCAUGGCCUGGGCGGUUAUGAAAAUCUUGUGGUUUUCUUGUGACUCUGGAAUCUGAAAAAAAAAGCAACAGAAGAAUUGCUCACCUUGGAGGUCCGAAAACAUUCAAGGAAUUGGAAUUCUACUCCUAUUGGUGCGCCUGGAGCUGUAGGUAGCCCGAAUGAGACCGGCAAAAAUGUACCGAAUAAACGCUCUCGGGAUCUACUUGUGGGAAACAAUAGUAUUUUUCAGCUUGGCAGCCUCUAAAGAAGCCGCGGCUCGAAAAGCUGCCUCCCCAAUGCCCCCCUCGGAGUUCUUGGACAAACUCAUGGGCAAAGUUUCGGGUUACGAUGCAAGAAUCAGACCUAAUUUCAAAGUUGCAGGGGUCCCCCCGAGUGGAAGAGACCCACAAGGCCCCAAAACAGAAGCUUCUCACAAGAAAGGUCCCCCUGUAAACGUAACAUGCAACAUUUUUAUUAACAGUUUUGGGUCCAUUGCUGAAACAACAAUGGACUACAGAGUGAAUAUCUUCCUGAGACAGCAGUGGAACGACCCCAGGCUGGCCUAUAGCGAAUACCCCGACGACUCUCUCGACCUGGACCCAUCUAUGUUGGACUCCAUCUGGAAACCUGAUUUGUUCUUCGCCAACGAAAAAGGCGCCAAUUUCCAUGAGGUUACGACUGACAACAAGCUACUAAGGAUUUCAAAAAAUGGGAACGUAUUGUAUAGUAUUCGAAUAACGCUGGUCCUGGCCUGUCCGAUGGACUUGAAGAACUUCCCUAUGGACGUACAGACGUGUAUCAUGCAGCUGGAGAGUUUCGGCUAUACGAUGAACGAUCUCAUAUUUGAGUGGGACGAGAAGGGAGCCGUGCAGGUAGCAGAUGGGCUGACAUUACCUCAGUUUAUACUGAAAGAGGAAAAAGACCUGCGGUACUGCACCAAGCACUACAACACAGGAAAGUUCACUUGUAUCGAGGCUCGUUUCCAUCUGGAGAGGCAGAUGGGCUAUUACCUGAUUCAGAUGUACAUCCCCAGCCUUCUGAUUGUCAUUUUGUCCUGGGUGUCCUUCUGGAUCAACAUGGACGCUGCACCUGCCAGAGUGGGACUGGGCAUUACCACCGUGCUCACUAUGACCACCCAGAGCUCCGGCUCGCGAGCCUCCCUCCCCAAGGUGUCGUAUGUGAAAGCCAUUGACAUCUGGAUGGCCGUGUGCCUCCUGUUUGUCUUCUCGGCCCUGCUUGAGUACGCUGCUGUGAACUUCAUCGCUCGCCAACACAAGGAACUGCUACGCUUCCGGAGGAGGAGGCGGCACAUGAAGGAGGAUGAGGGCGGUGAGGGCCGGUUCAGCUUCACAGCCUAUGGCAUGGGCCCAGCCUGCCUUCAGGCCAAAGACGGCAUGGCCAUCAAAGGGAACAACAACAACGCCCCGACCGCCACUGCCGGCCCUCAGGAGAAAACGGUGGAAGAGAUGCGCAAGCUCUUCAUCGGCCGCGCGAAGAGGAUCGACACGGUCUCUCGCGUGGCUUUCCCGCUAGUCUUCCUCAUUUUUAAUAUUUUCUACUGGCUCGUAUACAAGAUCAUCCGAAGCACGGAUGUACACCAGAUGACGUAAGCAAGGGAAGAGAGAGAGUUCAAUACCACACCAUCCUGCUCCCAACCCCAAUACUCCUCGCUCUUCACUUGCUCACUUGCUUUUGGUGGCUAUCGCCUUGGAAUAGGUAAUUUAUCAAUAUUUGUUAUUUUCUUUUAUUUUCCCCCUCUUUUCUCCUGAAUAAUCCGGACCAGUGCAAUAGCAAUGCAGUAAAAUGCAUGAUAUAUGAAUGUGGCAAUAUAUUUACAAAAUGAUAAAGAAGUAAAUAUUAAGACUUUUACCGAUACAUCCAAGUACUUCGGAAUUUAUGAUAAGUGAGAAUUUAAAAAGAAAGAAGAAGUUUGGGAAACAUACAGAACUGUAAUAUAUUAUAUAUCUAUCAUAAAUUUAAAAACGGUUAUUUAUUCAAAAGGCAGGGGUCUGGAUGGAACACGAGGGAUGAGGGACGAUUUAGUGCUUCCAUUAAUAAAGUGAUGCAAGGAUCGUGUGUCCAAUAUAUCUCAAUUAGCUUCAAUGUGUGUUGCAAGCCCUCAACAAAAACGGAGAUUUCAUGUGGUUGAUGCUGCUAUCAACCAUAUGAAGGAAACUUGAUGAGUGGGGGAGUGAAAGUAAUAUUCUAUUGUUUCUAACCGCUGUGGUCAACGUGUUCCUCUAUCUGUCCUUAACUUUAUUUCUCAAUUGCGUAUCGUUUUUACUUUACGUGUCAAGUGUACAUCAUGUUGCUGUAAUCAGCUCAAGCUCUUCUUGGGAACGCUACAUUCUAAAUUCUAAUUCUAAAGGGACAUUUGCCAUCAUUUACAUAUCGUCAUGGUUGCAUACAUUUAUUUAUUUAUUCAUGUGCUUUUUUAAAAAGGAUUUGGUACUUAUAUCAAAAUAUGAUUCAUUAAAAGUGAAUCUACACUGGAAAAGCAUUUUUUUUUUUUUUUAAUCCAGAUUCGUCCUACUCAUUUCAUUGAAGCUGUACGGUUAACAUUUGUUUAGUUCUUUUCAUAGCUUAUUGCUUGUUGCCUAGUUACAGUAAAAUGCCCAGAAGGCGAUGGAGUUAAGGAGUUAAGAUUUAACAAGGAAACACCUACUGUACCUUAACAAUUAUUACCAUUGAUACAUUUACACACAUUAAUAAUGUAGCUAAAAACUCAUUUACUAAAUAUGCCUAAAGAUAUUCACUCAAAAUCAUGGAAAGCGGUUUGAUACUUUAACGGCAAUGAUUAACACAAUAUUCUCAUUGGUGUAUCAUACAGUACAUUUUAUAGAUCACACCACUACAGUAAACCGUGCCACUGAUUGAUUGAUUGAUUUAACUAGUCAGUGGCUUGAUUUAAGAUACUAAAAUCCAUUACUUCUCACCAGGCUUUUCUAUGCAAUAAUUAAAUAUAUGCAAUUAUGUUUUAUUAGCUUUACCAUUUACAACACAUUAUAAUGAAUCUGUUUGAACUUGUGUGCCAUCAAGUUUUUUAAUCUCAGACAUGACAGUGCUCAUAUUUCCAAUGGUGGACAUACAUACAUACAUACAUACAUACAUAGAUGCAUACAUGAGGCCUUCAUAUCUACAUCUCCAAGCAUAAUGUAAACUAUUCACCCUCCUCCUAGCGCCAUCAUUCUAAACACAUUUACAUUAAACUACAAGUGGGCCAAGCUACAGUGGCUUUUCAUAUUGCAUAUUUAAAGACAUUCUGCUCUCUGUGGCCCCAACCUCUGGCACAUGGUUUAACUAGCCUGAAGUGCUGUCACCAAGCCCCAGAAAUAAAGACUACACUACUGCUACCACAGGAAAUGUGGCCUGCGACACAUUGUCAUGGAUGGGGGCGAUUCGGACACAGUGGAAAUAAACACUUGUCGAGUGAGUUUUUACAUUUAACUUUAAUGCCAAAUGUUAUUUUCCUCUACUUGGUUUUUAUUCCAAACCAAAUAAGUAUUUUGUUAACCUAUGAUCAUUGCCUUCCUGGUUCGGUGUUGAACAUGAUGACAUAAGGGGAAAGAUGCCAGAACACUUUUGCAACAGAUAUUAUGCACUGGUUCAGGAUAUUGUUUAGGUUUUGUUGUCGUAACUUAAAUCGAUUCAGUUCUUUCCAUUGACUUUCCAGUGUGUAGAUAAAGUGCUUCCAUUUAUUUUUGUGGUGAUAUGACGCUAUUCAAUUAACAAUAUAAUAUAUUUUGAUAUGAAACUUUUUCUGCUUCUUCAUCCCUGUUUUAUUUUCUUCUUGAAAAGUGUACUCCAUUACUUUUUUAACAGGUCAUAGAUUUUUUGAAUGUGUUAAUGAUAGUUUGAGGUAGUUUGAUGUUUGAGGCUUGAUGGACUUGCACAAGAGAUUACAACAAUAUUUUACAUUUCGGUCAACUAUUUCUUAAAUUCAUAUUAUCUUCCAGUAAUUCAUAUUACUUUCCAGUUGAGGCAGUAUUUUUCAAACAGACACGGUCCAUGGGGUAAACUGAUUCGAAGGACUAUGUUUUUCUAUUAGUGUUAUUUUAUCCCAGCAAAUUAACUUUUCAACAUGGAGCAUACUUACGUCAUGUGUAAUGCUUUACCCAAAACUAUGCAUUUAUAAAAGUUAAUUGCUAGAAUGGGGUUAAAACAUAUUGGCCAUUUAAAAUAUCAGCACGGUAAUCAAUAUGUUUUGAAAGUGCUUGAUGAUUUGUUGAUACAGUAUUUAUUUGUAGGCCGCAAUAUUUCAGUACAGAAUUUUACCAUGAAUCUUUCCUCAGUUUUGACUUCCUCAGUCAAAAAUAUGAAUUCAGUAAAAUACUAUCCAGUGUUGAAUAUGCAACUAACUAAGAACUAAUCAUAACAUGCACCUCCACUCAACCACCAUGAUAUUCACUCAUCCAUUUAAUAGUCAUGGAUUGAACUCUUAUGCCCUGACCAUGUGAAGGAUCACUGCACUUGGGAAAAUGCUAUAUGGAUUUAUUGUAACCAAUUGCUUAUUAAGGUGCAUUAUUACUAGCAACCUGUCCAGGGGGUAUACUUGUACAUCAAGCUGCCUCAUGCUACAGAAACAGGAGAUAGGCUCCAGGGUUGGGGUCAAUUCCAAUUAAAAUUGAAUUUUAAUUCAAUUAAGAAUCGACCUGGAAUUUGAAUAGAAUACAUGGAAAUUAAAAGGCAGAAGGAAUUGAAUUGGAAUUGAAUUGAUGGAAUUUACCCUGACCCUGAUAGGCUCCUGCCCUACGGGACAAGGGGCAGGGGCUCGGACAAGGCUUACUUUGUUUAUGUUAUUCAAGAUGGAAAUUACACUUACUGCUCUGAAUAGAGAACUUCAAGAAGGUCUAACGUAUUCUAGAACACUGACACAUUCUAGAACAAGAAUUGUAUGUUUAACUUAAUUGCUCAGCGGAUCAAUGUUCAAAGUAUGGAAGAGAUUGGAAUGUUCACUGAUGGGGAAAACUCCAUUGGACUGAUAGGACUUCCUACCCUUCAUAUCAACCUGACCUAUCAUAAUGUCAAAUAUUAUUGACAAUGAAGGAAGUUCAUAUAAUAUUUGGCAUAUAGGACAGUGUAAUAUGAACAUUUUAAAAGUAUGAAAUUCAACUAGCAUGUUAUGAUUUGUUAGUAAUUGCUGAUAACAACAGCUGUUUGGUUCUGUUUAUUGUAUUUGUAAUAUAUCAGAUGCCCUGGUUAUGGUGAUGCACUCACCACCCAGUGAUAGAGAUGGACAGAAAUAACCAGUCAUGAACUGAACUGUACACAAAAAUGGAAACGUUUUUAUUUAUGUAUUUUUAUUAAUUUUUAGCACAAGUUGGAAUGGCCUUAAUUUUGUUUUACUUGCUUAAAUAUUGUGUAUUGGCACAAAGUGCACAUCUUAAUUUGCUAGUUACAGUUAUCAUAAUAAUCCAAGAGUGCACUUCAGAAGAAGGAAAAAAGUUCAGCAAAUCUUUUUUAUUUUUCAUUAAAAUGUGAAAACACUGAAUAUUUUGCAUGAAUAUAAAUACAAUGGCAGAUAUUUUGGGCUUGUACAAAAAUGUGAGCAAUUUGAAGAAAAAAGGAAUGUACAAUUUCUGCUGUAAAUGUAUAUAACUAAAUAUUUAUUGAAAUAUGUCAUUAUAAGUAAUUCGAAUUACAAUUAAAGGUUUUCUGAACAAACA
Messenger RNA from Coregonus clupeaformis (lake whitefish), 6372 nucleotides. RefSeq names its product glycine receptor, alpha 1 (gene glra1). Gene Ontology annotation, molecular function: extracellularly glycine-gated chloride channel activity; glycine binding; transmembrane signaling receptor activity. The transcript is spliced from 11 exons. The record is from RefSeq and is a predicted model, not a curated record. Bases 886 to 2316 code for a protein of 476 amino acids. Lineage: Eukaryota; Metazoa; Chordata; Actinopteri; Salmoniformes; Salmonidae. Gene Ontology annotation, cellular component: neuron projection; postsynaptic membrane; plasma membrane. Gene Ontology annotation, biological process: chemical synaptic transmission; nervous system process; chloride transmembrane transport.